This is a messenger RNA of Branchiostoma floridae (Florida lancelet), 3043 nucleotides long. RefSeq names its product persulfide dioxygenase ETHE1, mitochondrial-like. Gene Ontology annotation, molecular function: sulfur dioxygenase activity. The record is from RefSeq and is a predicted model, not a curated record. The coding region runs from base 437 to 1276 and encodes 279 amino acids. Gene Ontology annotation, biological process: glutathione metabolic process; hydrogen sulfide metabolic process. The transcript has a single exon. NCBI's taxonomy places the organism in Eukaryota, Metazoa, Chordata, Leptocardii, Amphioxiformes, Branchiostomatidae.
CACCUCAGUGACCAUUGGGAACAUUCAAUAUAAGGAAAGGGGUGUUCAUAGCUGGAAAAAAUUUUAACAAUUAAAUAUUUAUCUAAGAAGACCUUUACUUGAGUUAAGUUGACAUACUACUAGUAACUUGUAUCACAUUAAUAUUGCUUUCUAACUUGACGUCACCCCAUCUAGCACAUGUAGUGAUUGUUUUUCCGAUAUUUUGCAUGAUGCAGAAAGCGAUACCCAAUGCUGUGAAUGGUUUCUUCCAAACGACUGGACGUUGACCUUUGUGUACUUCUCGUUCCCAGGAGUGGGGACGAGAGUGGGUAGAAUUUGUUUAGUCAUACUCUGCAAGGGCAACUCGCACGUACGCAAAGGUGCACUAUAAACCGGCGGCUAUAACAGGAACCUGCACUUGCUAACGGGAGUGUUUCCGUGCCAGAGGAUCGUCAAGAUGGCUACGGCAGGGAGACGGGCUCUUGCGGGGCUCCUGAGAAGCGUGAGCUCGGUGCAACGGUGUCGAACCGAGCUCCGCCCCUCCCCCUUUCUCCUGCACUGUAGAGGACUUUGCGCCGGGGAAACAAGAUCUCAUCCAAGCCUUGUAUUCCGCCAGCUCUUCGACCAGACCAGCUUCACCUACACGUAUGUUUUGGGUGACCGCGAGUCCGGAGAAUGCGUCCUGAUAGACCCAGUGAUGGAAAUGGUUGACCGGGACACUCGGGUCAUCUCGGAGCUCGGCCUCCGGUUGACCUAUGCCCUGAACACACACGUGCACGCCGACCACGUAACAGGUACCGGCGAGCUCAAGAAGAGAUCGGCGGUGAAGAGUGUCAUCGCCAAGGUGAGCAAUGCGGUAGCAGACGUCCAGGUAGACGAGGGGGAUACGGUCAAGUUCGGUCAGUUCGAGCUGGAAGUCCGCAGCACCCCAGGCCACACCGACGGAUGUCUCACCUUCGUGUUGAAAAAUCAGGGUAAAGCGUUUACCGGUGACGCGCUGCUCAUCCGCGGGUGCGGCCGCACGGACUUCCAGCAAGGCGACCCCGGGAGGCUCUACGACUCCGUGCACGGGAAGAUCCUCGCGCUCCCCGACGACACGCAGUUGUACCCUGCGCACGACUACACCGGCCAGACGGUCACCACCGUCGCAGAGGAGAAGAAGUUCAACCCGAGACUGUCCAAACCAAAGGCGGAGUUCGUACAGCUCAUGAACGAGCUGAAGUUACCGUACCCCCGCCUGAUCGACAUGGCAGUGCCGGCCAACAUGGUCUGCGGGCUACAGGAACUCAUGAAGUGAUGAUGAUUUGUGAGAACAAUAGUGCCACGCCUCCACCACGCCUCGGACACACCUUUCUUAUAAACCAAUCAGCCAGGUGGAUUAACGUUAUACGAAAUGUCAGAAACUUUGAUUGACAACUUUUGAACUACCGAGGGCUGUUUGACAAUAAAUAGGUGAAUGGCUACAGCCUAGAGUAAAACAAGCAGGAUUUAUAAUUAAUAUUUAGUGCUUGAAUGAGGCAAUUGACGAUUUUUUUUACUCAUACACUGGCAAAAAUUAUUUGUGGCGUUUCCAUACAAAGUGCAUUCUAGGCCAAAACAAAGCAGUGUAACUGUACCCCCAAAUGCGCGAAUGACUCAGCAGAAUUGGUUUGCAAAACAGCUUCCUCAUACCGUAACAGUAAAUGCUUGUUGACGGCUGUUGUGACUGCGUAAUUCAGUAGCCGACCUUGAAAGCGAAAACAUGUACCGAGGGACCGAUCAGGAAUGACCUUAGCGGGUUUCCCUUUGUCUCCAAGCAGAGGUAAGAAAGGGAUCGACCAGGUAUGACCUGAGCGGAUAGGUUCUUAUCCCCAAGCAGAUGCUAUAUGCAAGAAAGGGAUCGAUCAGGAAUGACCUGAUUGGGUAUCCCCUUAUUUCCUAGUAGAUGUAAGGAAGGGGCCGACCAGGAAUGACAUGGGCGGGUAGUGCCGUAUCUCCAAGCAAAAGGAAAUAUAUUUUCUGACUACAAAUACUUUUAAACCAUAGCGUCUGUCUUUAAUGUCACGACCAGUGGAAGAGUAGCUCAACUUUUCAUUGCAUUCAGUUAAGCUUAAGUGGUUCAAGGUCACUUGCAAGGUCAUUUUUCAAGGUCAACAAUUCCUCCAUAUUCCCUCAUAUGCUGUGCCACUUUUUAUUACAGCCCCAAGUUUUUGCAGGUGCAUUCUUUGCCAUCCCAACUGAUAAUUUCGUGUCCAUCCCUGAUUAUUAUCAGACGUCUAUUUUCUCUAUUGAUUGGCACAGGCUAGCUGAUGGCGCCGAAACACCAGCUGUACAUUUUUCUGUAAGCCAUGUUCCGUUCUUAAUGAGAAAUGGUGGUGUACCUAUGACAGAAAACUUUACAUCUGGCCUGCACUUAAGUGAAAAUUACCCAAAUUUUCGACUGACAAUGAAUGGACCCGUCUGCUGCUAUUUCCGGGAUGUGACGUUUGAACCACGUAAUUGCAGCAAUGGGUCGUAAUUUCCAGAUAACCUGUGUCGCUCCCCGUCUCUGUUCAAGGUCGGAAGGUGAGCUCGAAUGUACGCAACCUCCUUAACGGGGGAUGGGCAGACGGGGGGCGACAUAGGUUAUCUAGCACUUACGAAUCGUUGCUGCAGUCACGUGGCUUCAACGUCACACAACAGAAAGAGAAGAAGACUAGUCCAUUCCGAAAGUUUGGGUAAGUCACAAGUUAAAGUGUUGGUUAGACAAGUGUGGUCUUAUUUCAUUGCUAAGUAUGUAAUUUAUCAGCACAUAUAACAUUCAGUGGUGUACCUACUUAAUGAAAAUGUGCAUCAUGGUCCACGAAUAACCUUGAGUGAACUGACCUCAUCUGUUUGUGAAUGUACUAGUAUUGCUGCUGACAGAAGAUGUCUUGGGGAACCAUACUACGUACAUACAUCUGAAAGUUCACUCAAAUUUCACUCUAUAUUCAAACGUUGUAAGGAAUAUUUUCUGAUUGUUGUAAUGUAUACUGCUAUAAGUAAAAGUGCCCUGUAAUCAAAAGACGUAGCUUUGGUACAAAAUAAAGUUAUAUCGAUCUAUAAA